AUGCCUAUGAAACUCGAAGGUAGCUGUCAAUGCGGCGGGGUCGAAUUCACACUCGACUCGCAGACGCCCGUCCCAUAUCAACUCUGUGCCUGUAGUAUCUGUCGUAAAGUUGGCGGAUACAGCGGUAGUGUCAAUUUGGGUGGAAUCGCCGACAGUCUGAAGAUCAAGAAAGGGAAAGACUUGAUCAAGAAAUAUUCCGCCAUCAAAGCACGCGGCACUCCGCAAGAGGAGCUCUGCUCGAGCGAGCGCAACUUUUGCUCCAACUGCAGCACCAUGCUCUGGCUGUGGGAUCACCAUUGGCCCGAACUGAUCCAUCCGUUUGCGUCAGCCAUUGAUACGGAGCUCCCUAUCCCUGACGAGAUGUGCUGUAUCAUGGAGGAUUCGAAGCCGGCGUGGGCGCGUUGGCCUGAAGGAAAGAAGCAGGUGCACAAGGUAUACGGCGGAGAUAGCCUGGAGGGAUGGCAUAAGAAGCACAACUUAUUCGUCGAAUAA
Molecule: messenger RNA, 492 nt
Organism: Aspergillus terreus NIH2624
Lineage: Eukaryota; Fungi; Ascomycota; Eurotiomycetes; Eurotiales; Aspergillaceae
Product: GFA family protein
Exons: 3
Coding region: 1-492 (163 amino acids)
Molecular function (GO): carbon-sulfur lyase activity
Source: RefSeq, a predicted model, not a curated record